Messenger RNA from Ananas comosus (pineapple), 1113 nucleotides. Its product is annotated as probable WRKY transcription factor 12. Bases 249 to 857 code for a protein of 202 amino acids. NCBI's taxonomy places the organism in Eukaryota, Viridiplantae, Streptophyta, Magnoliopsida, Poales, Bromeliaceae. The record is from RefSeq and is a predicted model, not a curated record. The transcript has 4 exons. Gene Ontology annotation, molecular function: sequence-specific DNA binding; DNA-binding transcription factor activity. Gene Ontology annotation, biological process: regulation of DNA-templated transcription.
ACCCCCACAAUGUGCACCAGGAGACUCACCCAAUCACAUCUUAGUUAUAUAGCACCUCCAUGAUUUCCCAUUCCUUUGAAAUUAAUAUACAGCUGCGUACGUAUAGUUCAUACCCCAUAUAUGAUGUAUAGAAGAAGAAUACAUACAAACCAUUGCCUAUAUAUGGAGGAAUACUAAGUAUGAUAUAUAUAUAUAUAUAUAUAUAAAAGAGGAGGGAUAAUAAAUACUACAAAGUAGCUACUUUGGCUAUGGAGGGAAGUGAUCAAGGAGUCGGUGUUCCGAGUUUCUAUGUGCUCGAAGUUAAUCCUCCUCCGCUUCCGACCCAGAUGCAGGAAGUGGAGUUCCCCCAACCAGUAGAGCAUGUUCCGACGCACGGCGGUCGUGCAAAUCCGUCGCCGAUUUCCGGUUAUUCUUUUCAGAACUCCGCCGACUUCAGUAUAAGUGAGAAGCCCCAAGAGGUGGGAACAUCUUUAGAACCAAAAGAUGGGAAUGAUCAGAUAAUUAGCUCCAGUAAGGAUGGUGCUAAUUCAUGGUGGAAGAGGUCGGCGACGACGGAGAAGAGCAAGAUGAAGGUGAGGAGGAAGAUGAGGGAGCCAAGGUUUUGCUUCCAAACUAGAAGUGAUGUUGAUGUGUUAGAUGAUGGAUACAAGUGGAGGAAAUAUGGGCAAAAGGUUGUCAAGAAUAGCCUACAUCCAAGUUAUUAUCGCUGCACCCACACUAAUUGCCGUGUGAAGAAAAGAGUCGAACGAUUAUCAGAGGAUUGUCGUAUGGUUAUCACGACGUAUGAGGGAAGACACACACAUUCUCCAUGCGACGACACGAACUCAUCUGAGCACAACUGUUUUAGCUCAUUUUGACCACUUAAUAUGGAUUGUAUUGAUCGUGUGCAGUGUUGCGAAAUCUAUAGGACAAAUUAAAUAAAUGUGCUAUUUAUAAGGUUUAUCAAAGAGAACUAUAUUAAUUUGGAAAAUUUAGAUGAGAGGAUGUGUGCUUUAGUAUUUCCAUUUACUCUUUUUCCUGCUCUAUGACUCCUAUGUAAUUAAAUAUAUAGCAGGUCACUUUUCGUCGGUUGAAUUUGUAAGAAAAAUAUGUCUCAAUAUUUUUUUAUUUUUG